Sardina pilchardus (European sardine) is the source of this 1014-nucleotide messenger RNA. Its product is annotated as vitamin K-dependent protein C-like. Gene Ontology annotation, molecular function: serine-type endopeptidase activity. The transcript is spliced from 4 exons. Gene Ontology annotation, biological process: proteolysis. Bases 1 to 696 code for a protein of 231 amino acids. NCBI's taxonomy places the organism in Eukaryota, Metazoa, Chordata, Actinopteri, Clupeiformes, Clupeidae. The record is from RefSeq and is a predicted model, not a curated record.
AUGACGGCUGCACACUGCUUUGACAGCACGAGCACCAUUGGUCUGGUCGUCUACCUGGGCCGACAGUAUCUGCAGGGCAGUGCUAACCCCAACAUGGUUUCCAGGUCCGUCACACGUAUAAUCAAACAUCCCAGUUACAGUACCAGCACCAGCGAUAAUGACAUCGCCCUCCUCCGUCUGUCCUCCUCCGUCAACUUCACCGACUACAUCCGCCCCGUCUGCCUGGCAGCAGCUGGCAGCACCUUCAACUCUGGCACCAAAACAUGGAUCACCGGAUGGGGAACCACCACUGCAUCAGGCGGGACGCUGCAGCAGGUGCAAAUUCCAGUGGUGGGAUUGACAGACUGCCGUGAGGCUUACCACCCUCAUGCUGUUAUCACUAACAACAUGAUGUGUGCUGGAUUACUAGGACAGGGAGGCAAGGACUCCUGCCAGGGAGACUCUGGUGGUCCAAUGGUGGUCGAGCAGGACUCUGUGUGGGUCCAGGCAGGGAUUGUGAGUUUCGGCAUUGGCUGUGCCGAGGCAGAAUUCCCUGGAGUGUACGCCCGCGUCUCCCAGUAUGAAAGCUGGAUCAACUCCACAAUCACCACAGACCAUCCAGGCUACGUCACCGGUGGAGCCGGCAGUGCUGGAGGGGCCCCCAGCCUCCUCACAGGGCUCUUUACCCUCUCGCUCUACCUCCUCAUCUCUGCCUGACUCUUCUACUGACCCCCCCACAUCGCUAGCAUCAGUAGUAGUUUCCCUACUUGCAUUACUGUUUGAUGGUUAUCAUCGCAGAUUGACCUCCGCUGCAGUAAGCAGUUUCUCUGCUCUCAUCACUAUAUCAAUGCUAGCAAUGCUAUCAUCACACUAUACUGUACACUAUAAUGUAGUUCUAGUCCUAUCAGGAUUGCGAUCAUCACAGGUUCAUUGCCAUUGUAGCCCUUGUGUUGGAUCAGUAAAAGCUACACACAGAUUUCUAGGUUCCUGAGCUGUGUAAUAACUAAAAUCUGAAACCGAGAUAUGGCAACUAUA